AUGCACAAACGGGACCUUGUUGCUGGUCUUCCCAGGGUGCUCCCUCCCCUUCCCGACUCGCCUGCUCCUCCCUGUAUUCCCUGUGUCGAGGGGCGGCAGCGCGCCGCUCCUCACUCCUCCUCCUUUCCCCCGACGACUGCUCCCUUGCAGACGCUCCACUUGGACGUGUGGGGCCCAGCCCGCGUCCGUGGACAGGGUCAGGAGCGGUACUUCCUGCUCGUUGUUGACGACUUCUCGCGCUACACCACGGUCUUCCCCUUGCGAGCCAAGGGUGACGUACCUGAUGUCUUGAUCCCUUGGAUCCGCAGAUCUCGUCUCCAGCUCACCAGGCGUUUCCGCUCCGACUUUCCUGUCCUGCGUCUGCACUCUGACAGAGGUGGGGAGUUUUCCUCUGGCCUCCUGGAGGCCUUCUGUCAGCAGGAGGGCAUUGAGCAGUCGUUCACGCUUCCGGCCUCUCCACAGCAGAAUGGGGUUGCUGAGCGCCGCAUUGGUCUAGUCAUGGAGGUCGCUCGUACCUCCUUGAGUCAUGCGGCUGCCCCCCAUUUUCUGUGGCCGUUUGCGGUCCGAUACGCUGCGCAUCAGCUCAACCUCUGGCCCCGUGUCUCCUUGCCCGAGACUUCUCCGACACUGCGCUGGACGGGAGAGGCUGGCGAUGCGUCGCGUUUUCGGGUCUGGGGAUCCCGAGCUUUUGUCCGCGACACGUCCGCGGACAAGCUCUCCCGUCGCGCUGUCCCCUGCGUCUUCCUUGGCUUUGUCCCGGACGCCCCUGGUUGGCAGUUCUACCACCCCACCUCGCGUCGUAACCUGGCCUCUCAGGACGUCACUUUUGACGAGUCCGUCCCCUACUACCGCCUCUUCCCCUACCGCACUGCCCCGCUCCCCCCCCCGCCUCUCUUCCUCGCUCCAGGUGCUGAGGUACCAGACCCCCUCCCCCCUCAGGGUGCCGCUCCCUCAGGUGUGUCCCAGGUAGACCCGGGUGAGCCUGUCGAGGUAGCUGUUGACUCUCGUCCUGCGUCUGGGGGUGCUGAGCCUGGGGGUGCUGAGUCUGGGGGUGCGGAGCCUGGGGGUGUUGAGCCUGGAGGUGCGGAGCCUGGCGGUGCGGAGCCUGGAGGUGCUGAGCCUGGGGGUGCGGAGUCUGGGGGUGCUGAGUCUGGGGGUGCUGAGACUGAGCGUGCUACACCUGGAGGAGCCCUCUCCUCCCAGCAGCUGCAGGAGAGGUACCUCGAGUACUGCCGCCUCCGGAGAGGUGCUACUGGAGCUCGUCCCGGUACUUCCCCUCCUACCCAGGAGCUCCCCCCCAUUCAGCAGAUCCGAGAGUGGUACACACGCCGCUGCAGUCUUCGGAGUGGUCCUCCGGGUGCUGCGGACCUUGGGGGUGGCGCUGCUACUGGUGCUGAGGACCCGGGCGUUGGGGCUGCUGCUGGUGCUGAGGACCCGGGCGUUGGAGCUGCUGCUGGUACUGCGGACCCGAGCGGUGACGCUGCUGCUGGUGCUGAGGACCCGGGCGUUGGAGCUACUGCUGGAGCUGAGGACCCGGACGGUGGAGCUGCUGCUGGUACUGAGGACCCGGGCGCUGGAGCUGCUGCUGGUGCUGAGGACCCGGGCGGUGGAGCUGCUGCUGGUGCUGAGGACUCGGACGUUGGAGCUACUGCUGGAGCUGAGGACCCGAGCGGUGGUGCUGCUGCUGGUGCUGAGGACCCGGCCGGUGGAGCUGCUGCUGGUGUUGAGGACCCGGACGUUGGAGCUGCUGCUGGUGCUGAGGACCCUGCCGCUGGUGUCUCUGCUGGUUCUGGAGACGCUACGCGGCCGCGACCGUACUUCGUACCACUUCUUCAGCAGGUUCUUGGUCAGGCUCCUCCUCCCUGUCCUCCUCCCUCAGUAGAGUGUCCUCCGCGUGUCCAGUCGCCGUCACAGUUACCGCCUGCCUCGCCUCUCCCUGCUCCCUCUCCUUACACUGGUCCCACGGGAGGUCUUACAGAGCGUCGUGAGCCUGAGUCUCGUCCUACGUCGCCUGUUCGUACUACUCGCACUGGUCGUCGUGUCCCACGUGAGCGUCCUCCUCCUGUCCCUGGCACUCACUACAUGACUCUGCGUCCCUCCACUGCUCCUCAGCGUGUCCCGCUACCGUCUCCUCCUGCUUCCUCUCUGCCUACUCUUCCUGACCCGGAGUCUGACUCCCGUCGUGCUGCCAGUCCCACUGUCACCCGUCUCCUCGCUACUGUUGUCACUGACCCUGCCUUUGAGUCCUCUGCUGCGUCUGCUCUAGUCGCUGAGUUGAUCGACUUUGCUGCCCGGUGUCGUCUAGACUACGCCACUAGCCUUGUUGCUGAGUCUGAGUCUGAGUCUGUCUGUCCUCCGUCCGUCGGGGGUGAGUGUGCUCUUGGCACGGACGUCCUUGAGGACAAACAGGAGGAGUUCCAGUGCUUUGCUGCUGCUUUACCCCACCUCGUGUCCAUGCUAGUUGCCCCUGAGGGAGACCCGGAUGCACCAGACAUCCCGACCCCGCGCACUUACGCUGAGGCGAUGGCGGGUCCCUACUCCUCUCAGUGGCAGACAGCCAUGGACGCAGAGAUGGCUUCCUGGAAGUCCACACGCACCUACGUCGACGAGGUUCCCCCACCUGGGGCGAACAUCGUCAGUGGCAUGUGGAUUUUCAGGGUGAAGCGGCCACCGGGUUCUCCUCCUGUCUUCAAGGCGCGCUACGUGGCUCGAGGCUUCAGUCAGCGAGAGGGAGUUGACUUCUUUCAGACCUUCUCCCCCACCCCGAAGAUGACCACUCUUCGGGUGCUGCUGCACAUAGCCGCUCAGCGCGACUACGAGCUUCACUCACUUGACUUCAGCACUGCUUUCUUGCAGGGCAGCCUACACGAGGAGAUCUGGCUGCGCCGCCCUCCUGGCUUCACUGGGUCGGUUCCUCCUGGUACCCAGUGGAGGCUUCAGCGGCCGGUCUACGGUCUCCACCAGGCACCGCGUGAGUGGCACGACACACUGAGGACGACACUUGCGACUCUUGGGUUCGCUCCCUCUACUGCUGACCCGUCACUGUUUCUACGCACAGACACCUCACUGCCGCCGUUCUACAUCCUCGUGUACGUCGACGACUUGGUCUUUGCCACUGCUGACACCGCGGCACUUGCCCACGUGAAGUCGGAGCUGCAGAGGAGACACACGUGUACAGACCUGGGUGAACUGACAAGCUAUCUUGGCUUGCGGAUCACCCGGGACAGAGCACGGCGCACCAUCACCUUGACUCAGUCACACAUGGUGCAGCAGAUCCUUCAGCGCUUCCGCUUCACGUACUCCUCGCCUCAGUCCACUCCUCUGCCUACCGGUCACUCGCUCUCAGCUCUGCCUUCGGAUGAGUCCGUAGAGCCGAGUGGCCCGUAUCCAGAGCUUGUGGGCUGCCUCAUGUACCUGAUGACCUGCACUCGACCUGACCUUGCAUACCCUCUUAGCAUCCUUGCACGCUAUGUCGCUCCUGGCCGUCACAGGAAGGAGCACAUGGAUGCCGCUAAGAGGGUGUUGCGCUACUUGUGCAGUACGUCGGGCAUGGGGCUAGUGCUUGGAGGGCGAGACCGAGUUGUACUUACAGGACACUCAGACGCUUCUUGGGCGGACGACCAGGCUACUCAGCGGUCGUCUCAGGGUUACACCUUCAGCCUUGGCUCCGGCUCAGUUUCUUGGCGUUCUACACGCUCUUCUUCUGUUCUCAGCUCCAGUUGUGAGGCUGAGAUCUACGCCACAGCCAUGGCUGCCCAGGAGCUUCGCUGGCUGACCUACCUGCUGACCGACUUGGGUGAGCGGCCUCGUUCUCCUCCAGUGCUGUACGUCGACAACCAGGCUGCCAUUGCCUUGUGUGAGGAGCACAGACUGGAGCACAGAACGAAGCACAUCGCCCUGCGGUACUUCCUUGCUCGAGAGUUGCAGCAGCGCGGUCAGCUUUGUCUGCGUUACGUGGCCACUGAGGCCAACCUUGCUGAUGUGUUCACCAAGGCGCUUCCGCCUUGUGACCAUCAGCGCUUCUGCACUCUGCUAGGCCUUGUGCCUACUGGACCUCACUUACUUACCUCUUGA
Closterium sp. Yama58-4 is the source of this 4074-nucleotide messenger RNA. The record is from the annotation of a GenBank genome assembly. NCBI's taxonomy places the organism in Eukaryota, Viridiplantae, Streptophyta, Zygnematophyceae, Desmidiales, Closteriaceae.